CUAAGGGAGUCAAAAGAGGCAAGACAAACAGAAGAGUAUGGAUCGUCAAGAUUUCACUCGUGACUGGUACCAAAAACAGAACUUUAAUUCGCCCGAAAUUGUUGAGAUGAGAGACUUUCGACGCCCAAGGCCCGCAACCGAUCGUAUGUAUUCCCCUAGUGAUAAUGGGGACUACCGAAAGUCUAGACACGAGGAGCCAUUCCCGGACUACCAGCAUAUGGACCAUCAUAUCGAUAAAAGAUAUGUUCCUAUGCCUGGCAUUGCUCUUGCUCGAAAUCGCAAUAGCUAUGCUGGUGUUGGUGUUAACCAAAGAAAUGUUCAGAAUGGAAAUAUGAACCGAUUUAGUGAUAUUCGUGAGGGAUAUGUCAAUGGAGGAUUUGCAGCGGAUAAAAGCCCGAGAAAUUCUGGGGCAUAUGUAAACCCAGACGAACGCCAGCGCCCACAAAGCGUUGCCCCUAGAUCUCGAGAGUCGGCAGUCAUAAUGUAUGACGGUAACAAGUAUACGGCGUCCGAAUACAACCAUUACAUCGUGCCAGGAGGAGAGGAAAAAGAAAGACCCGCGUGGAUUGCAAAAGCAAGUCCAUAUAACGAAAAGAACAAGAUGAAUGAAAAAAGUGGCCUUGUAUGUAGCGUCGGCAUUUUGGCGCGUAUAAUUGUGAUCGUCUGCAUCGUUUGGGAUCUGUCUAUGGACUGGUUAUUGGUAAGCACCAAUAUUAAUUUUGGCAAUAGUGAGAACAUGAUAACCUGUUCUAAAAAUGCCAACGUCAGCUUGGCAUUUGGGAACAUAACUACAACCGAGGAUCCAAUAUGCGGGGUACCAUCGACGGUGUGGAAAGUUUUUGCUGCGUUUUCUUUGAUUGGAUCCCUUCUCUCCAUUAUUCAGAUAAUUAACAUUGGAUGUGAGAUGAUCAAAACCUGCAAACCAAGCGUGUUUCAAGUAUUACACGGUCAAAGCGAAGUGCUACUUGUUCUGUUCUUCGAGGAGCUUCCACAAAUAGGCCUUACUAUGUCCUUCUUCUCCCUGUGCGUCUGUCAUGUCGACAAUAACGUUCAGAAAACAAUGGCCCUGUACGGUCUUCUGAGCGUCAUCAGUGCUGCAGUGUCGGUGACGGCGCGGUAUGCUACUAGUUUUGGCGGACUCGCCUUGAACGGGGGAUGCUGCAACACAUGGUGGCGUUGUGCUUGCUGCAAAAACCCCGACUACUUUUGUCGUGUUCAACCGAGGGAAGUUUGCUGCACGUGCAACGUGCCCUGUCCGCUUUGUUGUUGUACGUUAUACUGCAGAAGCUGUAAAUGGUCACCACAGACAUGGUGUGCGCCACUAAUGAAGGCGUUUUCGUGUUUUUGUGAUUGUUGUAAAACAGAUGACGAAAUGUAUGGUAUUCGAAUGGUUAACAAUCUGGGACUCUUAGUACUGUGGUUUUGUUCAAGCUUUCAAAUAGCCAUAUAUAUAAUUACCUAUGGCUAAUUCAAUUCCAUCCAGUGAUGUUUUGUGUUUUCAGCUAGGAAAUCAAUUAAUUCUUUAAUUCCACGUAUUAUUAGCUCACCUGAUUCGAAGGCUCAAGUGAGCUUUUCGGAUCGAAAUUUGAGCUUUGUCUGUCGUUGUCCUCUUCUCAAGAACAACUUGGCCAAUUUCAACCAAACUUGCAACAACGUAUCCGUGGGUGAAGGGAUUCCAAAUUGUUCUAAUGAAUGGCCACGCCUUCUUCUAGGGGGAGAUAAUUAUGAAGUUCUAGAAAGGAAUACAUAGGAAAAAUCUUUAAAAAAUUUCUUCUAGGGAACAGCAAAGCCAUAAUUGGUCAUAAUCAUAUGGAAACAUCCUCAGAAAGUGUAGAAUCAAGUUUGUUCAAAUCAUCACCCCCGGGGGCCACAAUGGGUGAUCAAAGUUUUACAUAGUAAUACAUAGGAAAAAUCUUAUUCUCAAGAACAGCAAAACCAUGAUUGGUCAUAAUAAUAUAAAAGUAUUGUCUGGUAAUGUAGGUUCAACUUUGUUCAAAUCAUGAACCCCCCCCCCCCCCCCCGGAGAAUAGAGGGGAUAUAGUUAUACAAAGGAAUAUAGAAUAUAUAGGAUAUAUAUUUAAAACAUUUCUUCUUAAGAAAAGCAAAGCCUUUAUAUGUCAUAUUAGUUCAGAAGCAUCCUUAGGAAUUGAGAUUCAAGUUAGUUCAAAUAAUACCCCCCCCCCUUUUAUAUUUAAACUUUUCAAGACUGAACUGAUUUCUGCCUUUUCCCAGCCAAAGUGCUCAGGUGAGCGAUGUGGCCCCUGGGCCUCUUGUUGAAUAUAAAUUCCAUCUUUAAUCACCCAUGGCCAUUCCAGGGAAUGUACUCUGAAAAAAAUCUACGACUAUAGAACUAUUUUCAAAGUGCAUUCUUAAAAAAAGAGGUUAUACAUAGACAUAUAAGCAAAUCAAAUGCAAACCUUCAUACAUGUAUGAUUCAUAGAAAAAUCCUAAUAUACGAAACUUGUUGAAAAUUUUUAACCAUUUACAAUCAGCAUAUUUGAAAUUAUUUGCAAGGUUGUCUCGUUUGUAUUAUAUGAAAGAAAAAUGGUAAUGCAAACAUAAAUGGCAUUUAAUUUUAGAACUAUAUUUAUGAAAAAUUCAAAAUUGUUUAUUGAGAAUAUUUUGAAUUGCAUACCAGAGAGUGCAAAUUAACACAUAUUCUAAUAGGGUUACACAAAAAUGGUGUUUAAGGUGCUUAAUUGCCACAACAAUCUAAAUUAAGAUAAAAUAAAUCUAAAUAAAGAUAUUUUCAUUAAUACAGUAAAAAAAAAUGCAUAUACAAGCGUGUAUUGGUAUUGUCACUUUUGAACACAAAUCGAAGUAUCAAAAAAUAUGCGAACUUUCUGAUUUUGCUAUCUGACAAAAAAUAUCAGAGUGCUAGAGUUAACAAAUCAUUGACGAUCAAUUUGUUUAUGAUUUCUUGCAAAUUGCAGCUUGUUUAUGAUAAUAUCGAAUGAAUUCCUGUUCCAAAGAUUUAUUUAUUCAUGUAUUUUUAUUUUAUUUAUUUAUUUUGGUAGACAAUAUCCCCACGAAUCUUACCGAUCUUCUUACCAGCAGUGUAAUAUGUCAAACCAAGGCAACAUACAGAAAGUACAUUAUAAGUGCACUUUUUCAGUUUUACCUUACAACAAAAUAAUUCUUUUCUUUUUUUGUUUUAAUUUUUCCGUAAAACAGAAUAGCGAAGUCCCGGGAACGCACAGUUUUGAUUCGUUAAUGUAAUUCAUUAUAUUCCAUUUAAAACACGUUUUAGAAUCACAGGGAAUUAAUGAAAAUCACUUCGCCGUAAGCUGGAAUUCGUUAUAAUCGUGUUCAAUGUAACCGUGUUUUACUUUGAUUUGUUUGAAAUCAAUAUUUAUCUGAAAAUUUAUAUUGAAUUGAAAUUAAACUUGAUAACUUCACACAACGUAAGCGAAGAAGCAAUAAUUUUGUUGUGAGGAUGCUAGAAAACACAACUUCCUUAAUUGGAAAUCUGAUAUGUGUAAAAUGCAUAAGAAACACAAUUUUGUACUGUUUUGAUUUUUUGUUUUGUUUUGCUUGAUUUUGUUUGUUUUGUUUUUUUAUUAUUAUUAUUUGUCAGAUAUAAGUUGUUUGCUGUGCUCUUUUUUCUCUUUCCCCGCAAUAUUGUGUAUGAUGAAUACAGAGGAAUAAAGAUUGCUUUAUAAAAUAUAUCAUUUAUCACGCAACAGCCGAACGAUUGAUUUUCAAAUGCAUUUUAUAGCACCAUAUAAUCAAUACUCUUAUAGAUAAUCUAUCGGAGGAAACGAGGAAGUUUUGAAAUCUAACCAAUUAAAAAACUGCUGCUUAGUCAUAAGAUUUGAUGAUAAGAACUACAUUUCAAGUGUAUACCGGUAGUUAUAAAUGCAAUUGACAGAGUUUUAAAAUUUCUCCUUAGAAUAAAAUUUUUAAAAAAGUUUUUUUUACACUUGUAGU
Saccostrea echinata is the source of this 3930-nucleotide messenger RNA. RefSeq lists its product as uncharacterized. The coding region runs from base 38 to 1468 and encodes 476 amino acids. The record is from RefSeq and is a predicted model, not a curated record. NCBI's taxonomy places the organism in Eukaryota, Metazoa, Mollusca, Bivalvia, Ostreida, Ostreidae. The transcript has a single exon.